GUGACCUAAGCAAAAGCCAAACCAUGGCGGUGCUCUGUGCCAUGUUGCCAGGGCUGGGACUGUUCCUGUACCUGGGACUCCACUUCUCUUCUGCCACCGAACCCCCCCCCUUCCUCCUCCCAAACAACAAACUGAACUGCCUGAACUUUAGCAUGGUCCUCAACACCACUCAUCCGAACAUCAGGGUUGAAAAAGAAGAGCAGUCAAACUUCCACAUCUACACAGUGUUGGUUCCUGUGAAUGACCAAGUCAGCGCGGUGGUCCUGCAAGCUCUGGAAAACAACGGCUCUUUCUACGGCCGGUCAGUGGGCAUCUGGCUUGGAGCCAGCAAGACAUGCUUUUUCAGCACAAUUGGGCGCUAUGACAUCAACACGCCGAAUGCCACGCUGCUCAGGGCCUCCUGGAAAAUCCCCAGUCUCGUGCCUCCAUCUCAGAUCAACAUACAGGUCUUCAUUGUCAAUCACAACAACACGGCCACCUUCUCUUCCAGGACACUGGACAGAGCCAUGAUGACAACCUCCACCUCCUCCUCCAUGACUUCCAGCACCAGCCCAACUACCAAGACUGUCUCAAUCACAAUGUCCAAACCCAGGGCCAAAACCACGACCACAAGCACAAGAAGUCUGGCCGUCCGAGCUUUCAGUAGCCCCAUUGUUGGUGCCAUUCACAUCUUGUUCGUUUUCCUCAUCAGCAAACUCCUCUUCUAAGGAAACCCAAGAAAGCCAUUGUCCGGCCUCCUGGGCAUCUCUCAGACCAGGGCUUCAAUGCAUGCGAGUGAAGGCUCUGAAUUUUCAAACGUGCAACUCCACUACCGGCCACUGCUGCAGACCAAAGACUCAUGGCCCUCACGGGGGACUUGGGUGACACAGAUAGUUCCACCAGAUUUCUCAGGGCACAAAGCACCUGCCCUUGUCAUGACACGGAAUCUGCCUGUCAGAUUCACAUGUCGUCAGCAGCUCUGAACUUCUGUGCAUUGCCAAAGGAUUCCUCCGGCCCUUGUGAGUUUCUGGAGGAAGAAUGCUUCCUAACUUUCAGGAUGAUCUCAGGUUCCUGACCCAAGCUACUCUGGUUACACACAACUUCUGACUUGUGUUGACUCCAGGAAGACAGGAAAAAAGGAGAACUGGCUUCUGGCAGUUCCCAGGUUCCACACCAGUAGGUUUUGAAGGGCAACAGAUUAGGAAGGUACCAUGUGAGCAGCUAACUACAGGGAAACUUACGCUCUACGGGCAUUUUUCUAAAUCACUUCAAGGAAAUGGUAUUUUGAACAAGAAUAAUGAGUGUGUUAAAUUCAAGCAGUUCUUUAAUGAGUGAUUGACUUUCAAUAGAGGAUGGUAUCUAAUUUUACUCAUUUACAUA
This is a messenger RNA of Dipodomys spectabilis (banner-tailed kangaroo rat), 1359 nucleotides long. RefSeq names its product placenta expressed transcript 1 (gene Plet1). Bases 24 to 707 code for a protein of 227 amino acids. The record is from RefSeq and is a predicted model, not a curated record. NCBI's taxonomy places the organism in Eukaryota, Metazoa, Chordata, Mammalia, Rodentia, Heteromyidae. The transcript is spliced from 4 exons. Gene Ontology annotation, cellular component: apical plasma membrane; external side of plasma membrane. Gene Ontology annotation, biological process: negative regulation of cell-matrix adhesion; positive regulation of cell migration; wound healing, spreading of epidermal cells.